Penicillium angulare is the source of this 396-nucleotide messenger RNA. RefSeq lists its product as uncharacterized. The record is from RefSeq and is a predicted model, not a curated record. Bases 1 to 396 code for a protein of 131 amino acids. The transcript is spliced from 2 exons. Lineage: Eukaryota; Fungi; Ascomycota; Eurotiomycetes; Eurotiales; Aspergillaceae.
AUGGCCCGAGCUCGAGAAGGGCAUCAUCCACUUGCCAAGACUGCCACAGGCUUAAUCUAUAUGAAUUGGAUAUUCUCAGAAGUGACUUUGGGUCUUGCAGCCGCAGCUGUCGCAAACAAUAUUCACAGUCAUAUCGCAACAGCUCAUUUAGUAAUUACUACCCUCAGCCUCGUUGCUUUGUCUUCUACUUGCUGCCUUAUAACGUGCAUCGAAGGGAGCGACGGUGAUGAAGUAAGACGAGCUGUGGUAUUCUUCGUGGUCUUUAUCAACAUGUUUUUAUACAUCGGAAUGAUCAUUCCUCUCAGCGUCAGUCCUAUCGCAAAGCCGGACAUUCAUGCGGGACAUGUUCAAUUCUUCAAUAAGUCUCUAUCAGGCACAGAAAGCACUAUGGCCUAG